Haliotis rufescens (red abalone) is the source of this 2404-nucleotide messenger RNA. RefSeq lists its product as uncharacterized. The record is from RefSeq and is a predicted model, not a curated record. Bases 208 to 768 code for a protein of 186 amino acids. The transcript has 4 exons. Lineage: Eukaryota; Metazoa; Mollusca; Gastropoda; Lepetellida; Haliotidae.
GCAGUGGUUCACAAAUCACAAGCCCUCAGAUUGCCCGGUCAAUUUGCCAUGGGUUAGUCACCCCCCCUGCACAAUUACUCGGCCGGUCGGACAAACACAGGCAGGGGUUCCACACUGCCCGCCGCGGGCACCCUGUUGUUGUUGCGAGUCAACGAGCACCCGGUCGUACUGUGAGCUACUCACCAGUUUAACUGAUUUCUUCCCACCAUGGGAUGCUGCCGAUGUUCGCCUUCAUCUUGCGUACCUCUUGAAGAGGUCAAGGGUCGACUACCUACACUACAUACAUUGUCAGUGAUCAACGUCGUCAUCGGCAUUGUGAGCAUGUCUCUGGGUAUUCCCACUGUCGUCUUCGUCAUUGCCAAUCCACAAAGUCCGUUCUCCUCCGGUACCGGAAUAUACACAGGAUUUUUGAUAUUCUUGUUCGGAGUGUUUGGGCUGCUGAUGCUGAAGGAGGCAAAGGCAGAGAUACCAUCCAAGAUAAGGUGUCUGGUUGUGGCUGUCCGGGCGUGUAUGAGCACGGCGUUGAAUCUUGGGUUUCUGCAUCUGAGCUUCUCUAUCUGGUCAAUGGCCGUCUGCUUCUCCGGUGAUGGCGGCCAGACGUGCGGUGGUCAACAUCGCUCUGCCAACAGCCUCCUCUCCGUAUUCAACAGCAUCGUCGCGCUGACCAGCGCGGUGUUGAACCUUGUGUAUCAGGUCUAUGCCGCUAAGGUAUUGAAUGCCCUCUGGGGCUUGAAAAAAGGCUGCGACGUGGAGAUGGUAAAUGCCUAGACUUGCCACACCAAUACCAGGAAAAUACCAUGAUGACACCAGGAAAAUACCAUGAUGAUACCAGGAUAAUACCAUGAUGAUACCAGGAUAAUACUAUGAUGACACCAGGAUAGCAUUAUAAUACAACAACGAAACCCUUAGUUUGAAAUUCACGUAGCUGGAUAAUAACAUAUUUCUUGAUGACCAAUGGGUCCAUCACAGGCAGGACACGCCCAUUUCAGAUCUUGGAUGCCGGACGACUUUAAACUAGCUUCUGAGACAGUUCAAUGCCUUAUUUGUUAUGGGCUUGAGAAAAUUGCAUGGGGGCAUGGAUCAUGGGGGUGAAAAAUCGUUGGAAAGAUACUGAAAAUAUUUCUUAAAACGUUCCUAACUGUAAAUUAUUACGCAAAACAUGUUUAUGUUAUUCGGCAACAAUCACAACAGGGAGCCACGUCCUGUCCUAGACUGGUUUACCUGCCAUAGAGCGCUUGCGCUCCUCGCCUGCAGCCGCUGCGAGGCGAAGUGCAGGGUACCAAUCUAACUCUUUCCGGCCUCUAUCCUCAUACAGCAUUUCGCUGCGUUGAAAUGUCUGCCUGUGGAGAAGGACGGAGACAGACCCGCAGUUGGGCGUGAAACGUUGAUCCAUUUCUGUCUAGCGAGGUCUCCCUCUCGAGAUAGCCGGGAAUAGGCCUAUGGGCUCAUAUUAGGGAAACGUUGACCCAGUUUCCGUGUAGCGAGAUAUUAGCACUUUUGUACAGUGUGAGUAAUUGACGUUUCAUACCAUUCGGGAGGUAACUCUCAUGGAGAAGUAUGGUUUAUGGUUAAGAAUAAUAAACGUUGUCGGUUUCAAUUUUAUCAAUACCUGCAUGUCUGCCAUGUGCAGAUCUACUUCAUUUCAAAAUAAUAUCACAACAUUGUAGGAAUUACUUUGAAAAUAUUAAUUAUGAAAAAUAUUAGUAACUCUACCACUAUAGAUACAUCAAUGUCAACGGUAUCAUGUAUACCAUUAUGAUUGUGUCAGCUUUAUACCCAAUGUUUCUUGAAAACAAUAACAAAUGUUUCAGUGAGUCAUUGUUGUGAAACCAUAUUCACUAGUUUUGUGUGCAUUACCAUAUUUGUACACUGUAACACAUCUGUGUGACUUAAUAACAUCAUUCUAUGGCAGUCUUUGAAAACAAAUAAAACCCAAAGAUGUUUAAAACCUGCGCAUUGGGCUGUUUUACUUCUUUCACAUGUUUCAUUUCUCGCAUCGUGUAUAUAUUCAGUGUUUCUAGCAUCCUUUCACGAACAUAUCCCACUGAUUCGGUUAAACCAGGUUGAGUGAGGGAGUGAGUGAGUGAGUGAGUGAGUGAGCGAGUGAGUGAGUGAGGGUGAGCGAGUGAGUGAGUGAAUUGCAGUGUUCCAUUUAAGAAAAAUUAAAAGUUGACCUUCUGCGUUACUUUGGUUCUCGAUAAGAAAUAAAAGAUUUCUCCCUUGCUCAUGACCAAAUACCCGAGAAUUUACAUGACAUUCAUAAUGCCUUUUGUUUGGUAACCGCAGUAUACCUCCAUUGUCUGAAUUACUAUUAAUUUUGUAACAAAUGAGAUGUUUUGUAUAUUACUUCUUGUUCACGUAUUUACAUCGUGUGUUUAUUAAAUAAACAUAUUAUUAUCAUACA